Leptinotarsa decemlineata (Colorado potato beetle) is the source of this 2412-nucleotide messenger RNA. Its product is annotated as probable peptidoglycan muropeptide transporter SLC46. Gene Ontology annotation, cellular component: membrane. Gene Ontology annotation, biological process: transmembrane transport. NCBI's taxonomy places the organism in Eukaryota, Metazoa, Arthropoda, Insecta, Coleoptera, Chrysomelidae. Gene Ontology annotation, molecular function: transmembrane transporter activity. The record is from RefSeq and is a predicted model, not a curated record.
UUUGAAUAGCCACAAAAGUUGGUUAUCGCUGAGUGCGUAAAGUAUUAUUUUAUUUUCUGUUGUAUUCAUUUCAGUAAAUGUUUCAAAUUUAUCAUAUUGCCACAUGUGUUUGGAGGUUGUUUUCAAAGGACCAUAAAGCCCGAUGAUGGUUACAAUUUUUCAGUAUCAGUAGUCACGUUUCGGCGUUUAGUGUUUCAUAGCCUUUGUUUACUUUGAGUAUACCUAUAUAUCGGAUAGCAACUUGAUAAAAUUAAUGAUUGAACAAUUAUCCUAAAAUAUCUAAUGAGUAUAUCUAGUAAUGAGUCAUGGAUUACAAAGGAGGUUUCAAUGAGUUUGUGUAGUUUAUAAUUCAUUAACAUAAAGGAUUUUUAACAGUAACAUGGCUUGGUUCAAAAAACUUUCUGUUGAAGUGCCCGUGUUACUAACAUUUUUUGGAAUGUCAUUAACGGGCUCGCUUUCGGCAAAUCUUUUGAUAUACCGUACAUGUUACAUAUUAUUGGGAUAUGGAGAAUCAAACUGUUCUUUGUUGGGAAACACAGACAACAAUAUCACACGGGCAUUGGAGAAACUUGUCGAACCAACAGCUCAAACCAUAGGAACAGUACAAUCAACCGUAUUGUCUGUUCCUAUGAUUCUACUCUGUAUAUGUCUGGGACCGUGGUCUGAUAAAUUUGGAAGGAAACCUAUCUUGCUUCUAUUUCAAUUAGGAAGUUUAUGCGGUUUUCUUAUUAUGGCUUUAUUUAGUGCAAUCCCAACUGUAAGCCCUUGGUAUUUCUCAAUCUCUGGGAUUCCAUCAGUGAUCACAGGUGGAUUACCUGCGUUUUUGACGGUAGCUCUAUCGCACCUUACAGAAACUUCAACCCAAGAGACCAGAGGAAUGAGGAUGGCAAUCUUUGAAGUUUUCAUGGCCUUUGGAACUGUGACAGGAAACUUAGCCGGAUCAGCUUUAUUUUAUGUAACAAACUAUGAGACUGUAUUCGUUACAGCUGCAGUGUGCCAUGCAAUCGGAUUUAUCUAUACCUUUUAUUGUAUACCUGAAUCAGUUGAAAACGUGGAGACCGAGUACCAACCAUUAGCGUUGGCAAGUACUUCCAAGUUUCAGCAAUAUGAAGCCUGCAAUAACGUUAUGUCAAAGGGCAAACUUAAGGGGUUACUCCAAACGAAGAAUUUAAAGGAAAUGGUUAAAGUCGCCAUCAAAAGUCGAGAAAAUUUCAAUACACCAAAAAUAUUAAUGAUGGCAUCAACAUCUACAGUGAUGGUUUUUUGCUUGUACGGUGAAGGUUCACUGAUGUUUCCUUACCUCAGGAAAAAAUUACAUUGGACAUUAACCAUGUACAACAUAUACGGUAGUGUCAGUACUGUGAUAGGAGUCUUCUCUAUCCUAUUUCUUAUCGGUAUUUUACAUAAGUGGAUGAAGAUUAGAGAAUCUAUAUUAAUUCUCAUCGGAACUUCGUCACGUCUGACUGGAAGUGUAGUGGAUGCCCUAGCUACUGAAUCCAUUCAUAUUUAUGUUGGUGCUUUUGCUAAAAGUAUCAAUGGAGUGACAAGUCCGAUGGUACGAACCCUAAUAUCAAAGUUAGUAGAGAGGGAAGAAGUUGGAAAAAUAUUUUCCAUAAUGAUGAUUUCUGAGUUUUUGAUGGGAUUAUUCGCUUCACCUUUAUACACAUAUAUUUUCAAUAACACUAUAAAUACAAAACCAGGACUGUUUUAUUUAGUCAGUGCGGGUUUCUAUACCUUCAGCAUCUUCAUGAUUGGCAUUGUUAUGAUAUUGGAAUUUAAAAGUUCUACCAAUGUUUACAAUGAGUUGGAAAACGAACCAGAAUCCCAAGUGGAAAACUUAAUCGCAGCGAGCGCUUAAAGUGUAUACAAGACGUAUACUGCCUUUGUAUGUGAUAUUUUAAUGUUCAUGAACAUUUUUCAUUAAAUUCUAUAUAGUGUUAUUUAUGUUGAUCUAUUUUAAUAAAAUAUAUUGCUUGAAUAGAGCUUGUUCAACUGUCGUUUUGGAGUAAGAAACUUCCGAUACGUGUGAAAUUACCCUCGAAAAGAAGAGUGAUCCUUUUUUGGUCUAUAUAACGAAUGUAAAAUUUGUGAUGUUUUCUCUAAGACGAAACGUUGGAUUUAAAAGUGUUUUCGAAACUAAUCGGAAUUCUCUGAAAUUCAAAACGUCAUUUGAAUAAGCUCUAAAAUAGGAAACUCUUUUCUAAUUCAAUCGACUUAUUAUCUCUCACGGUUUCCGAUUUGUCUAUAUUGCCCCUCCCUGUUUUGGACAUACACCUUAUAUUUUUCGGUUGAAUAUAUAUUACAAAAAAUGUAGAAUAAGGCAUAAUUUCGACGAGAGACCAACUUGUAAAUGUGCUUUAUAGAAAUGUUUUUAUCAAGAUUUAAAGAAAAUAUAUUGUCGCUGACACAUUA